AUGGUAAGGGAUUUGGUUGUCAGGGUGGUUGAGAAUGAAUAUAUCAUCACCUUCACAGGUUACUUCAGUGCCCGCGCCAGGCACAGUUUCAUCACGUCAGCCCUCCAUGGAUCUGGGGUGAAGAACUGGGGUCUAGUGCCACGGCUCAACCCUGCCAAGAAUUACCCCAGUGAUUUUGAAGUGGUCAAGUUACAAGAGAAGUCAGACGAGGGUCUGGAGGCACUGGAAAGUCAUCCCAAUGUGAAAAGAGUGGCCACACAUAAGAAAUUAACUAGAACAUUGAAAUAUUUAAAAGUGAAACCCAAGGCUAGUAGUAGCACAGUGCUGAACUCUCCAUGUGUGAAGACAAAAUCUACCAGCCCAGAUAGCUGGGAGCAAUCUUUUCACUCUUCAAGACCCAUCAAUAGGAAGAGCUUGUCUCUGGCAGGUGCAUUCUGGCAUUCCCCUGUCAGACACAGAAGUCGUAAUCUUCUUCGUGCAAUACCCAGACAGAUCUCCAGUGCACUGCAGGCAGAAAUACUGUGGAGUAUGGGAUAUACAGGUGCUAAUGUGAAAGUGGCCAUAUUUGACACUGGGUUGGCAGAGGACCACCCGCACUUCAAGAGGGGACGUAUUAAAGACCGCACAAACUGGACACAUGAGAAAACACUGGAAGAUGGCCUUGGUCAUGGUACUUUUGUGGCAGGUGUGAUCUCCAGCAACAAGGACUGUCUUGGCUUUGCGCCUGAUGCUGACAUCUAUGUUUUCAGAGUGUUUACCAACAACCAGGUUUCUUAUACCUCCUGGUUCUUAGACGCUUUCAACUACGCAAUACUGAAGAAAAUUAACGUGUUGAAUUUGAGCAUUGGAGGUCCUGACUUCAUGGACCACCCUUUUGUGGAUAAGGUAUGGGAGCUGACAGCAAACAAAGUCAUCAUGGUGUCAGCAAUAGGAAAUGAUGGUCCACUCUAUGGCACCCUGAACAACCCUGCUGACCAGAUGGAUGUCAUUGGUGUUGGCGGGAUCAACUUUGACAAUCAGAUAGCUCGCUUCUCCUCCAGGGGAAUGACCACUUGGGAGCUGCCCUUUGGCUAUGGUAGAAUGAAGCCAGAUAUAGUGACUUACGGAUCCCAAGUCAGAGGCUCUGCCAUGAGGGGAGGCUGCCGUUCUCUGUCAGGCACCAGUGUAGCAUCACCUGUGGUAGCGGGUGCUGUCACCUUACUCUACAGUGCUGUUCUGAACCGGGCCCAUGUUGUGAACCCAGCCAGCAUGAAGCAGGCCUUGAUGGCCUCGGCAAAACGACUGCCAGGAUCAAACAUGUUUGAACAGGGCCACGGCAAGUUGGACUUGGUGAAGGCGUAUCAGGUGCUGCGGAGUUACAAACCCCAGGCCAGUCUGAGUCCUAGCUACGUUGACCUGACCGAGUGUCCAUACAUGUGGCCGUACUGUACCCAGCCUAUGUACUAUGGUGCCAUGCCUGUCAUUGUGAAUGUUACAAUUCUUAAUGGGAUGGGAGUCUCCGGUAAAAUUCUUGAAAAGCCACUAUGGCAGCCCUACACUCCUCAGUUUGGGAACUACAUAGAAGUAGCCUUCUCCUACCCCACUGAACUGUGGCCCUGGUCAGGCUAUCUAGCUGUGUCCAUCUCUGUGUCCAAGGGGGCAGCCAACUGGGACGGCAUUGCUCAGGGCCUGGUCACUCUCACUGUGACUUCACCACCAGAGGACGGAGAGAAGAGUGCAAGAACAUCAACAAUAAAGCUACCCAUCAAGGCCAAGAUCAUUCCUACUCCACCUAGGAGCAAACGAGUUCUGUGGGACCAGUACCACAACCUGCGCUAUCCACCAGGCUAUUUUCCACGCGAUAACCUGCGCAUGAAGAACGAUCCACUGGAUUGGAAUGGGGAUCACAUCCACACCAACUUCAGGGACAUGUAUACACACCUGAGGAACAGUGGGUACUAUGUGGAGGUGCUGGGUUCUCCUUUCACUUGCUUUGAUGCCUCACAGUAUGGUACCCUGCUGAUAGUGGAUGCUGAAGAGGAGUAUUUCCCUGGAGAAGUGACCAAGCUGAAGCAGGACAUUGACAACGGCCUGUCACUGAUCAUAUUUGCAGACUGGUACAAUAUCUCCGUCAUGAAGAAAGUCAAGUUUUAUGAUGAAAACACAAGACAAUGGUGGAUGCCAGACACAGGGGGUGCCAAUAUCCCUGCCAUCAAUGACCUGUUGUCCCCCCUGGGGAUGGCCUUCAGUGACGAGGUCUACGAGGGAGAGUUUACACUGGGAGAACAUGAAAUGUACUAUGCCUCUGGGACCAGCAUUGCCAAGUUUCCAGAGGAUGGCUUGUUGAUCACACAGUCACUGAAGGAUCAAGGUUAUGAAGUAGUCAAAGGAGAGAGCAUCACGGCAGACAAAGUGCCCAUCUUGGGACUCCAUGAAGGAAAGUCACCCUCCAGACAGGGCAGAGUGGCACUGUAUGGGGAUUCUAACUGUCUGGAUAACAGCCAUAUACAGAAAGAUUGUUACUGGCUGCUGAGUGCACUGCUUGAGUUCACAGCCCACGGUCAGAUUCCGCCAUCUUUUACUGAGAAGAAAGCUGAUCACAAGACUAUACUACUGAAGAAUGACUUGCCAGAGAGAAUGGAAGGCAACCAUCUCCACCGCUAUUCUAAGGUCCUGGAGAAUCACCUUGGUGCUCAGCGCUCCAGACCUCUGCCUGCUUGUCCACAUUUGGUCUGGGCCGCACCUAGUCCUCUGAACACUUCAGCCCCCAGCAACCUAGUCCAGCACCAGAAAUUGCUGUCAAUCAGUUACGAUGUCAACCUGCCCUUGGUGAACCCAGCGGGCGAAGGUCAUCCCCAGGGAAUACGGGACAGUCCCGCCGGGACCUGGGAGAAGCUUAAAGCCAGCAACCCAAGAACACCAGAUGGGGCCACAGUGUACCCCUACCUUGCGUUCAUGGGGACUGCCCUAGUCUUACUUUUUGUGGUGAACCACAUGUAUAAAAAUAAAACUCGCCCAAGGAGGAAAAAGCCACCGAGACUACGGAAGAUGCUAUUUGGGGGACGGGUGCCGGGGGUCUGA
Lingula anatina is the source of this 3060-nucleotide messenger RNA. Its product is annotated as membrane-bound transcription factor site-1 protease-like. Gene Ontology annotation, molecular function: serine-type endopeptidase activity. Gene Ontology annotation, cellular component: Golgi apparatus. The record is from RefSeq and is a predicted model, not a curated record. Gene Ontology annotation, biological process: proteolysis. NCBI's taxonomy places the organism in Eukaryota, Metazoa, Brachiopoda, Lingulata, Lingulida, Lingulidae.